GCCACAGGACGGGUUAUGUUUCCCACUUUCAUCGGAAUCCUAGACAUUCAAUCGUGGUGGGAGGUGCCAAGUAUAGCACACUUCUGCUCAUUAUUUAGGGCUGCCUUCAAUCUUCUGGACUUUGAUAUUGAGGAUUUAGAAGAAGCUUUAUUAACGGAUGGUGGAACUGAGGGACGCUUAGUGCAGGAGCUGAUAGUUAGGUUACUUGAAGGUUGUUUACCUAAUGACACCCGCAAUGACAUUUCCACCUUUAACUAUCAGAUGUUUCUUCGUAGACUCUUUCGAAAGAAAUGUCAGGAGUAUAAAUGUGAGAAUCCUUUUAAUACAGAUGUAGAUUUCGAGUUGUUGCCUCUUCGUCAAAAGGUUGAAAUCCUACGUGCUCUCUGCGACUUCAGGCUUGACGCUGAAGACGUGGAGCAAUCAUUAAGUAAUUUGGACUCGGAUAGCCUGCGAGUCGAACCUUUAGGACAUGAUCGUAAGAAUUCUGCCUACUGGUACUUUUACGGCACUCGAUUAUAUAGGGAGGACUACAUUGAUACUUCUAACAGCAUCUCAUACAAACCGAAAAGUAAACCUAGGGAUAAAAAGCGUAAAAGACGACGAAACAGAGUGGCGAAGGCGGAAGAGGAAGAGGAGGAGAAGAAGGAAGACAGUUUAAUACACGGGGAAGGGAAAGAAAGUGUUUGGCAAGUUGUCUGCUUUACUCAGCAGGAUUGGAGUCGUCUAGUUGAAAAAUUCCGUGAUUCGGAGUACGAUACCGAACGUAAGCUUUACCGUACUCUAUCCGAGGAUUUCAUGCCCGAAAUCCCCAAACUUUUCGAUUUAAAAGAGAAACAGCAAAGACGCAAAUUAUUACAACGUAAUAGUUCGCGAGUUCUUCGAAGUCACGAACCCACGACACAGAUGGAAACAGUCAUGGUUAGAUCGAAGAUCAAAACUAAAACAAACAAAGGGAGUAAAAAGGGGACUCAGAAUUCAAAGAAUGUUUAUGUUAAAGAGGAGACACCUCCACCCUUACCUUCACCGCCGGUUCAAAAGAAAGGACGGCAAACUAAUAAUUCAUUGGCUUCAGCUGUUGGUCAGAUUGUGAUUCACACUAGAGAUGAAAUGGAAGGGUUAGAAAAGAAGAAAGGCAUUGGAAGUAAUAGUGAUGGACAUUAUGUGUCUUCUAAUUAUGGAUAUAAGUAUGGGUAUUCGUUUGGAAUUGAGGAAGAAGAACGUCGAGUUGGAAUGCAUAAGGUUCUUGAAAGUCUGAAGGAUCAUGUGGAUGCUUGGCCAUUCGUUGAUCCGGUGGACGAAGAAUAUGCCCCAAGGUACUAUAGCGUGGUACGAAAACCUAUGGAUCUUAGUACAAUGGAAGAGAAACUCGAAAAUGGUUUAUAUAAAAGUUUAAGUGAAUUUAAACGUGAUUUUCGACUUAUAGUAGAUAAUUGUAGGCAAUACAAUGGCUCCGAUAAUGAGUAUACAGAAAUGGCAUUCAAUCUUAGGGAAGCUUUUGAUAAAGCUGUGAAUCGUUAUUUGGAAUCAGAAACAUCUAGCGACGAGGAUCCUUCGUCACCGAAAUCAUUUCUUGCUGCUCCUGCAUCUCCAUCGUGUCCUUCUCGCGUUUCAUCUCCGCAUCAAAAUAGAAAACGUUCGAAAAAGUCCACUAAAAAGUCGAAAUCAUACAAAUCAGAAAGUAAAGGAAAGUCCAAAUCGAAUGAUAAGAAUGAUGAGGAAGAGAAACGAGGGAAAAAUUAUAAGCUUCCGAAGAAAAAGAGAGGGAAGAAAAAAAGUAAAAGGGCAAAAGACGAAGAAUCUGUGAACGAGGAAGAGCAAAAAGAACAAGAGAGCGAGGAUGCCAUCUCUGAAUCAAGUAUUGUUACGUCCAAAAGAAGAAAACACGUUGACGGGAAUAAUUUAUUGUUAAAAACCAAAAAGCUGUCAUCCAAAGAAUCGGAGGAGUUUAAGAAGAUAGAUAAAAAAAUUAGUAAAGAACGUCAUCAACAAAAGAAAGAAGCGGAAAGUGUGCGGCCGAUAAAGGAAACGAAAGAGAAUAAGAAGCGAAAAGAAGACUUCGAGGAAGAUUACGAGCCCCUAGUCAUCGCGAAAAGUAAAAGUAGAAAAAUCGAAAAGAAAGAACUCGAAGAGACCGAAAUAUUUACGGACAAUGCAAAGAAGAACAAAGUGAAGAAAAAUGAAUCACACGAAGAGGAAGUACCGCAGGAAAAUAAGGACAAGUCACAGCAUAUCAAAGUUAAGAAAAGUCGGAGAAAGGAAAAAACGGGGUUGAAAGUUUUAAAAUCUGACGAGAAGUUUGAGAAGAGCCGUGCAAAGGACAAAGAGAAAAAAUCAAAACAGAAAAACGAUGAACUAAAAAAUGGCGAAAUAUCGAGUGAAAUAGAUUCCAAAGAUUUAGAUCUAGAAAGUAAUGUAGAUUCAAAAGAAACCAAUAUGUCUAAGAAAAUUCCUGCAUUUAUAGGUGAUAAAGAUAUAGAAUCGUUGGACGGUUUAAAGGAUAAGAUAAGCGAAAGACGACGAGAGGAAAAGUUGAAAAAUGAGAAAGAGAAACAGAAGAAAACAGUGAAAAGCGACCUUCACAAUAUGUAUUCAAAAAAAGUGCCUUCAAAUGGUAGUACCUUUCACGACAGCGAUAAAGCCAGCGCGAAACGACCAAAGUUAAAAAAAGGAAUAAAAGAAGAAAAAGUUCCUACCAUGGAAGAUCCUGUCAAGACUCAAGACCAAGAAGUCACCGAGACUAAGAAAGUAAAAGUAGUUCAGACCAAGCAUACCAAAGGAUUUGGAAAAGAAGAAAGUUCGAUACAAGCAUUAAAUCAGGCAACAGAGCAAACACUUCAUGAUAUCAACAAAUGGUUAGAUGACGCACCAAGACUAUCUGAAUUUUCUUCAGGGAGUGAUUCACCAAUAUUUCAUUCUUCGUCCGUUGAAUCUGGUCGGGCAGGUCCAAAAGUAGAAGCACCAAGAAAACGACCAAGUUCUAUUAAAAUUUUCGGUCCCCACGGACCUAGCAGACCAAAAAAAAUUCAACGUACAAUAGAUCGUUUGCAACCUGGAAAAAGUAAGGGAAAUUUACUCCUGAAGAAACCGUUGAACUUGCCUAACUCUAACACCACCGAAACGGCGGUGCAAUUGACCAGUGAUAACGAUCAAACGAACAAGAGCACGGACGAAGAACCAAAACUUAGUCUAGGAACUGUCUUGAAAAACGUGGAUUCCAUACAGUUAAUUUGUAAGAGCUUAGUUUCGUCGCCUAAUCCUAAUUUAUCGAAUGAUGACGAAGAAGAAGACCACAAUACUCUUCCUGCAAUUCCGGUGUCUAGUCUUAAAGAAGAAAAAUCGUCCGGUGUAACGGUGGCACAAACACCUGUCGUAGAAGAGUCUAAAGAUAACCAAUCUAGUGUAAAGGACACACAAAAGCCAAAAGCAGCGACACCUAAUUUGAGUGCGUGGUUCAAAGCGUUCGGGGCUCCGAAAUCGAAAAAGAAAGAUGAGGAAUCAGAGGACGGUAUGGUGAAGAAAGAUGGUGAGUUGCAGGAAGUGUUUUGUGGUAGACAAAGAAGAAUGAGUACCGGUGGUAGUAGUGUAAGCGAGUCUGUUUCGAGUUUCUCUCAAGAAUCACCACCUGGACGUUCAGGUCGGUCUCCGCAAGGGCAGCCUAUAAUAGCAUCGGUCGAACCACAAAUAAGAGGAGCUGGAUUUUAUCAGGACGCUUUAUCGACGGGAAGUAGUCCGUACAAUAGCCCUUAUUAUGCUACACCUCCAAGAUACAGCGCUCAGUUGCCGCCCACUCCAUCACCACAAAACCAUCCUCUGUCUCCAGCUUAUCCAUCGUCGUCUUACGAGCAGGCACCUCUUUACUCCCAGGUACCACAACAACAGACCCAACAGUCACAUCAAACGUUUCAAAAAUCACCUCAGGAGAAUUCUGGGGAUGUAUAUCAUCAGUUAUCACCUACGUUUCCACAACGUUCCCCGCAAACUAAUUUCCCACAAAAUUCAACCCAAAACGAACCUUACAAUCAACAGUUGCAAUCAUCUAAUCAAAGUCAAUCUCCUGUUUAUUCGCAGCAUUCACCGCAACCGAUCCAACAGGUAUAUCCUCAGCCGUCUCCCCAGCCACCACCGUCGAAUUAUUCGCAACCAUCGCCGCAGCAACCAGCCACAGCCAAAUAUUCACAACUCUCUCCGCAGCAGAACGCUACCAAUUACUCUCAACCAUCGCCACAAGCAUCCAAUUAUUCUCAAGCUUCGCCUCAGCAGCCACAUUCACCUUACUCUCAAGCUUCUCCUCAACCUCCUCCGAAUUACUCUCAACCAUCUCCGCAACAGCAACCUUCUCCAUAUGCACAAUCUCCGCAACAAUCAUCCGGAUAUUCUCAGCUCUCCCCUCAGCCACCUUCGAAUUAUUCUCAACCCUCGCCUCAACCACCUUCUACUUAUUCUCAACCUUCACCACAACCACCUUCCAAUUAUUCCCAACCUUCGCCUCAACCGCCUUCUAAUUAUUCCCAACCUUCCCCUCAACCGCCUUCCAAUUAUUCCCAACCCUCGCCUCAACCACCUUCCAAUUAUUCCCAACCCUCGCCUCAACCACCUUCCAAUUAUUCCCAACCCUCACCUCAACCACCUGCCAAUUAUUCUCAGCCAUCACCCCAACCACCUGCCAAUUAUUCUCAGCCGUCACCCCAACCGCCUCCUGUAUAUCCACAGCAGUCUCAGCCUGCAAACUUCUCCCACCCCUCACCCCAAACGCAUUCUACCGGUUACGCGCAAUCCUCACCUCAACCUCUCACAGCAGCUUACUCCCAAUCUUCUCCACAGCCGCGAAAUUAUUCUCAGCCAUCGCCACAACAAAUACAAACUUUUCCUCAGCACUCCCCACAAGCACCUCAGUCCUCCUAUUCUCAAUCCUCACCACAAAACACGUCAUACUCUCAGCCAUCGCCGCAACAACCCGUCAAGUAUUCUCAGCCUUCUCCCCAGCAGCCUGCUAAUUACUCUCACUCGAUACACUCACCUCAAACACCUCAAAACUACUCGCAGAUGUCUCCCCAGCAAGCACCACCUAGUAAUUACUCACAGCCUUCGCCGUCGCCUCAACAAUCGCGUAAUUACUCUCAGCCAUCACAGUCACCACAACAAUCCCGUAAUUAUACUCAACCAUCACCGUCACCCCAACAGUCUCACUACUCGCAACCAUGUCCUUCGCCUCAGCAAACCCGCAAUUACUCCCAGCCAUCGCCUCAACAAAAAUCCUCUGUGUGCGCGUCACAGUCAUCGCAGCAACAGCAGCCCUCAAGUUACUCGCAGCCGUCUCCACAGCAGCAGAGUACAAAUUAUAGUCUGCAACCGCCAUCUUCACAGACGAAGAACACCGAAAAUUAUCCUCAGACUGCGACAACACCUUCGAACUACUCCCAUGGAUAUAAACAAAAUCAUUCUUAUAUACAAUCUUCAACAGCACCACCGUCGACGAUUAGCGAAACGGAACAUCGAACGGAUUAUCUUAAGUCCAGUAGUGGUGAAAAGCCUUCAACAACGGAACAGCAGAGAAAUUUCACUGUACCACCUGAGGCGGCAUCGUUAAAUCUGAACACUAACCACCAGAUAUAUCAGUCGCCGAAUCAGUACUCGCCAACGUUCGGUAAUAAUUAUCCGAAUAUCGAUCUUCAGAGGUCCGUCUCGAGGCACGGCAGUCAAGAGCAGACACAGCAACAACAACAAUCGUCCCAGGAACGGGCAAGCUUUACCGAUCUCAGCAAUUCUCUGAACGCUCAAAAGUACGCUCAGCAACGGUCGUUCCUUGGUAAAACAACAAGCACAAGUGAGCAGUUGUCGACGCAGGACCAGUCGCAAAUAUUAGCAUUCCAGCAAAACCUGACUGCGCACGAAUCCCUCUAUCCUAGCGGUUUUCAACCGUCCGGAUACCCAAUGCCAAAUUCCAGACCGGUGUAUCCCAGUCCGCACUAUUUCGACGCAAGCUCGAAGGGUGGCGCCAGUAGCGGGGCAGCGAAUUCUUCGACCAGUAAUUUGCAACCGGUGAAGAAACGCAUUUACAAUGAAUCGUCCACCGAGGCGUCUCGAGGUUUGACACAAGAGACCGCAGCGAGAACAAGCCAAGAGCAAUUCGGUUUCGAUCCUAUAAUGGCGUUACCGCAACCAGAGGCAGUCUCAGCUAGUCAAUUUGACGCCGCGUUUGUUGGGACCUUGGCCGAUUCUGUGGCAACGAAUCCAGCGUAUGCUCGAUUAGGUCUGGGUCUGGUGGGUCGUUCAAGUAAAGAGCAGCAACAACUGUUGACUAUUCCACGGCCGCCACCAACGAAACCGGAACACCUGGCGUACGCGCGCAGUCCAGCAUCUGGAGCUGCAGAGCUAGAUCUAAAUCUACUUCAAAGUUUACAAACGGCAGCGGCAAAAAACUCACAGGGUAUCUUGUCGAUGUCGUCUCGUAGAGGUGGAGAAACAUCGGCAGCCAGUUCUACGUCAGCGCCAGUGAAAACGAAGAAGAGCAGGAAAAGCAAACAGCAACAGCAAGAGCAGCAGAACGUUGCAAGUGUUUCGUCGGCGGUUAGUACCGAAACGCAAUCUAGCUCCGGUAUACCCGGUUUCCCGCAAUACACAGGAACAUCCGCUGAUUCGAUCAGUUUGAAGAACACCACCAUGGUGCCACCAGCUGGAAGUGCCUUCAACUUCGCCGCAUCUACCAGCACCACGACCAGUUCACCGUUCUACGAUAAGGACGCAACAGCUGCUGCGGCGGCGUUCGCAUUUCUAGAUGAAUUUCGAAAUCCAAACAGUUACUACAGUAUGGCAUUGAGACAACAACAACAGCAGCAGCAACAACAAGUGCCACCAGUCACGGACACCACGCAGCAAGCCUGUAACAAGCUGAGCAAUCAACCACCACGAAACUAUCCGCCUCAUCCUUUCCUUCAUUCUGCUCAGAGAUCAGCUGCUUACGGUCCACCGGUGUCGGCUUAUGUGACACCUCACGGGCCAAAUUUAACGAUGGACCCAACUGCCUAUCAACAGUACAUUCAUUCCUUGUACGCGCUUCAACCGCCGCCGCAUCAUCAUCGACCGUCCUGGCUUUAG
This is a messenger RNA of Habropoda laboriosa, 7095 nucleotides long. RefSeq names its product serine/arginine repetitive matrix protein 2. The record is from RefSeq and is a predicted model, not a curated record. NCBI's taxonomy places the organism in Eukaryota, Metazoa, Arthropoda, Insecta, Hymenoptera, Apidae. Gene Ontology annotation, molecular function: protein binding. Gene Ontology annotation, biological process: chromatin remodeling. The transcript is spliced from 9 exons. Gene Ontology annotation, cellular component: CERF complex. Bases 16 to 7095 code for a protein of 2359 amino acids.